Messenger RNA from Pygoscelis adeliae (Adelie penguin), 2014 nucleotides. It is a transcript of the gene GFER, whose product is annotated as growth factor, augmenter of liver regeneration. Gene Ontology annotation, cellular component: mitochondrion. The record is from RefSeq and is a predicted model, not a curated record. Gene Ontology annotation, molecular function: flavin-dependent sulfhydryl oxidase activity; flavin adenine dinucleotide binding. Gene Ontology annotation, biological process: liver development. The transcript has 3 exons. Bases 1 to 585 code for a protein of 194 amino acids. Lineage: Eukaryota; Metazoa; Chordata; Aves; Sphenisciformes; Spheniscidae.
AUGGAGCCCGACGGAGCUGCCCUGCGGAAAGGCGAUGCAAAGCAGCUCGCUGCCCUCAACAGCCCCGGAAUCGGACCCUCCACCUUCUGUUCGCAGAGGGUCCGUCAAAAGCACGUGCUGUUAAAUCUACCUGGUUCAAAAGCCGAGUGCAAAGGGGCCGUUUCCCCACCAAGCACCGUCGUCCCCUUACAACCCUUCCUCCUGCUCCAGGACCUGACGGUUGUGGAGGAGAAAGAGCCACCGCCGGACUGUCCCCUCGACAGCGAGCAGCUGGGCCGCAACACCUGGGCGUUCCUGCACACCAUGGCAGCGUACUACCCCGACCACCCCACCGGUGCCCAGCAGAAGGAGAUGAGGGAGUUCAUCAACCUCUUCUCCAAGUUUUACCCCUGCGAGCACUGCGCUGAGGAUCUGAGGGAAAGAUUACGUACGAAUCAGCCUGAUACUAGCAACAGAAAUAACUUCUCCCAGUGGUUGUGUCUUCUUCAUAAUGAAGUGAACAGGAAACUGGGGAAAUCUGAAUUUGACUGCUCUCGUGUGGAUGAGCGCUGGCGAGAUGGUUGGAAAGAUGGUAGUUGUGAUUAAUCCGUAGAGACUGCUUUGGAAAUCUAACAGACCAAUUGAAUCUGGUGUCGCGUCACUACAGGGAGAUGUGCGAGUCAGUAACUGUGUGUUUGCAUGCUUGUGUGUGUGACUGAUACGGCUUGUGGAAAUAAAGGUAAAGCAAUUCUAAAAGUAAAUUUGAAAAUCUUAACAGUAUUUUGAUAAAUGAUUACAUAAAUGUAUUACCUGAGGGAGUGAGGCCUUACAUUUGACACGGGAAUUGCCAGAAACCUGUGAAAUUAAGUCACUGACAAACUCGUGGAGACUUUUUCAUUAUGAUAUUUCCUUAUUUUAGGGGCAUUUGCUUAUUUCUGUGACUAGAAUUCCUUUUCCCUGAACACAGUUGUAGAGAGCUGCCCUGUGGCAUUUUAUGUGUAUCUGCAGGCAUUAUCCUGAUGUUUUAGAAAAUGCAUCUGAUGAAUUGUAAUUUUCACUUCUGUUGUUCUGAUAGCGAAAACUCAUGCUGUGUUUUGUGCCAAGUCUGUACCCCUGGAUCUCUCUCUCUGAGAUCUCCAAUGCUUUUUGUUAAACUUGGAUCCAGUUCCUUUGAUAAAAGGCCUGAAGGCAAGUACAUUUAAUUUAAAUCAUGGAGCCCAGAUUUCUCAUUUUAUUUUUGUGUUUCAACUUAUGAUAUAAGAGGACAUUGUAGAAAGGGAAACUAAAGCAGGACAAAAAAAAACCCUCAUCUGAUGAGUGGAAUGAAGUAUCAACUGGGUGAAAUUCAAAUGUUUUAAAUUGACUGCUAAUUUUCUUUGGAUCCAGAAGUGGUAUGAUGAUAAGUUCUACUGAACUACUUAUUCUUAAAGCAGAUAACCUCUUCAUCUCUGCUGUCAACUUUUGUCAGUCCUGAAAAUAGCUUGAGACUGAUAUCUGUAACGAAGCAUAUUCAGCUUUGUUUAGCAUACAGUAUUUCUGAGGUGUCACUUGUGUUUUGGAAUUCUGGAUUGGUACUUGCUGACCUGGCUGAUAUUCUGGUGUUAUCCCCUAGCUAAAAAUCUCUCUAGAACAAAAGGACUUUACAAGCCCCCUGCAGUAUUUGCGUCCUGCUUAAGACUGCGAUGUCAGCUUUACAUAGUAUUUAUUGCACAGGGGACUCAAAGGAGUCCUUAGGGUAGAUUCCCUCUGUAGAAACUGGUCAGAGUCCAUGCUAUGUGUAUUUUUCUGAGGUCAGCUAUGUUGCAUCAGUGUAUUGAUACAUAAGUGUGAAUUUCAGAUUCAAGUGAAAUGGCAGCAUAAAUGAUUUACACCACAAUGCAUAUAAACACAUCUCUCUAUAGAGAGACAGCUUGCAAAAAAGAAGUCAAAAUAAUUUCAAGUUCUUCAAAUAGAUAGUGAUAUCAUGCCCUUAUUGCAUUUCUGGCUGUGAAAAGUUUGCAGGAGUUUGCACAAAUCAUGACAACAGUAGGCUUUU